AUGGAACUCCACAGCACCAACGAACCAUCAGCUAUUCUCAACAAGGCCUCAGAACAAGGAAAACAGCAACCUCCAAUUUCAUACCCAACCAAAACCACCCCACCUUCAUCUCAUCACCCCAUCGACGUGCCCCCCAACGGCGGCUAUGGCUGGGUCUGCGUUGCCGCCGUCGCAACAAUAAAUGGGCACACCUGGGGCCUAAACUCCGCCUACGCCAUCUUCCUCGCGCACUACCUCUCGACCUCGACCUUCCCAGGCGCUACACCCCUGCAAUACGCCUUCAUCGGCGGUCUCUCCAUCUCACAAGCCCUCAUCGUAAGUCCCGUGGCCACAUACACGACCCGCCGCUUCGGAACCCGCACCACCCUCUUCAUCGGCGUAUUCUUCGAAACGGUAUCCUUCAUCGGCGCCUCCUUUGCCAGUUCAAUCUGGCACCUCUUCCUAUCCCAAGGCGUGUGUUUUGGAUGGGGAAUGGGCUUUCUCUUCGUGGGUAGCGUGGGCAUCGCAGCGCAGUGGUUCACCACACACCGGAGUCUGGCAAAUGGGUGUUGUGCGGCGGGGAGUGGACUCGGCGGGCUGAUUUACAGUCUAGCGGCACAGGCGAUGAUUAGGGAUAUCGGGUUGCCCUGGGCUUUUCGCACGCUCGCGGUUAUUGCGGGCGUGGUGAAUAGUGUUUGUGCGUUGGUGAUACGGGAUCGGAAUAAGGAGGUUGGGAGUCGUCAGGGUGACUUCGACUACACCCUCUUCAAAAAACCCCAAUUCGUCGGCCUCCUCACAUUCGGCGUGCUAAGCAUGCUCGGCUACAUCGUCCUGCUCUUCAGUCUGCCCUCCUACGCCCGCACCAUCGGUCUCUCCGCCCAACAAGGUAGUAUCAUCGGCGCCGUAUUCAACUUGGGACAAGCCCUCGGCAGACCGCCAAUAGGCUACUUUUCUGAUUCUAUCGGGCGGUUAAACAUGGCAGGCAGUAUGACGUUCCUGGUCGGAGUGUUUUGUCUGCUGAUCUGGAUCUUUGCAAAGAGCUUUGGGGUGUUGGUCUUUUUUAGUCUAGUGGGUGGGAUGGUGGCGGGUACGUUUUGGGCGACGGCUGCGCCGGUUACGACGGAGGUUAUGGGGUUGAGGGAUUUGCCGAGUGCGUUGAGUAUUACUUGGUUGGUGCUUGUGUUGCCUACUACCUUUUCGGAACCCAUCGGCCUUGAGAUCGUCGCAUUCAAUGGAGGAAGCUACACCGGGGCUAUCCUCUUCACGGGUUGGAUGUACAUUGGAGCCGCGGUUUGUCUGUGGAUGGUGAGGACGUGGAAAAUUGGUGAAGAUGAAGAGGAUGCUGCGGCAGCUGCGAAGGGUGAUGUUGACCCGACUGCGGCUGAGACUGGAAGCUUCCAACGGAGUCCGUUCGUGAAGAGGAUGUUUAUGAUUCGAAAAGUCUAA
This is a messenger RNA of Alternaria rosae, 1425 nucleotides long. RefSeq names its product major facilitator superfamily domain-containing protein. Gene Ontology annotation, biological process: transmembrane transport. The transcript is spliced from 3 exons. Lineage: Eukaryota; Fungi; Ascomycota; Dothideomycetes; Pleosporales; Pleosporaceae. Bases 1 to 1425 code for a protein of 474 amino acids. Gene Ontology annotation, molecular function: transmembrane transporter activity. The record is from RefSeq and is a predicted model, not a curated record.